CCAAUCAAAGCGUCAAUGCAACACCUGAACUUUCUCAAGCCUCGCCUCCGUUCACAGCCGCGCCAAAGACCAUCUUCAACCCGCAACCAACAGAGGUCGUUCACCACGCCAUCUCCAUCUCGAUCUCCAUCUGAGGCCACCCAGACCCUUCUCGACAUCCCACGCAACUAACCGCACCCCUUCCGCCAUGGACUACCAAAACCGCGCCGGCUCCAAGUUCGGCGGCGGCGGCGUGGCCUCGCACAGCAUCACCAACGCCGACCGCCGGGAGCGCCUGCGCAAGCUCGCGCUCGAGCAGAUCGACCUCGACAAAGACCCGUACAUCUUCAAGAACCACCUGGGCUCCUUCGAGUGCCGCCUCUGCCUGACCGUGCACCAGAACGACGGCUCCUACCUCUCGCACACGCAGGGCAAGAAGCACCAGACCAACCUGGCGCGGCGCGCGGCGCGCGAGCAGCGCGAGGGCAAGGGCGAGGUGGACCCGCACACGGGCCUUCCCGUGGGCGUGGUGGGCGCCGGGUUCGCGGCGCUGGGGCUCGGCGGCGCGGGCGGCCCGCGCAAGAACGUGGUCAAGAUCGGCCGGCCGGGCUACAAGAUCACCAAGGUGCGCGACCCGAUCACGCGGCAGCAGGGCCUGCUCUUCCAGCUGCAGUACCCGGACAUCGGCACCGGCGUGACCCCCAAGUGGCAGGUCAUGAGCGCCUUCUCGCAGCGCGUCGAGGAGCCCGACCGCAACUUCCAGUACCUGCUCAUCGCCGCCGAGCCCUACGAGACCUGCGGCUUCAAGAUCCCCGCCCGCGAGCUCGACAAGAGGGAGGGCCGCCAGUUUGAGUAUUGGGAUCCCGAUGCGAAGGAGUUCUGGGUGCAGAUCAUGUUCAUGACCGAGCGCGAGGAGCGGUUCAAUGCCGCGCCUGGCUUGACGGGUCGGCGGUGAGCGGAUGGCGGUGCCUUGGCGGAUGUGCCGCAAAGUUCUGUAACGGGGUUGGGGAGUGGGGUGUAGGAUACGACAUCAUGAAGCCGCGGAAAAGGGCUCCUUGGCCUAGGGUAUCCGGGACUCGGUUUAGGGAACAGAAAACUAGCCCGGGCAGGGCAGGAGCGGUGGAGGAUGCAAGGGUCCAUACAAGUCGACAACUUGGGCCGGGCGAUCUCCAACCACCGGGCGGCGCAAGCCGUGUCUCUUGCGCCAGGGCCAGGCCCGCCUAUUCUGCGCCCUCCUCGGCCCGAUGA
Messenger RNA from Thermothielavioides terrestris NRRL 8126, 1227 nucleotides. RefSeq lists its product as uncharacterized. The record is from RefSeq and is a predicted model, not a curated record. Lineage: Eukaryota; Fungi; Ascomycota; Sordariomycetes; Sordariales; Chaetomiaceae. Gene Ontology annotation, molecular function: zinc ion binding; nucleic acid binding. The transcript has a single exon. Gene Ontology annotation, biological process: spliceosomal complex assembly. Bases 188 to 934 code for a protein of 248 amino acids. Gene Ontology annotation, cellular component: U2-type prespliceosome; U2 snRNP; nucleus.